Molecule: messenger RNA, 121 nt
Organism: Racocetra persica
Lineage: Eukaryota; Fungi; Glomeromycota; Glomeromycetes; Diversisporales; Gigasporaceae
Source: the annotation of a GenBank genome assembly
GCUCCACUACAAGGGAAAAGGCCGAUGAUUUCCUUUUUGCGGAAGUCAUGGCGCCGGUGAUUUUUCGCGGAAGUCAAAGGCCUGUACCAGCGGAGUGGUUUCAUCUUGAAGAAGAUCCGAG